UCCCCCUCAAACUGCGCAAACCCUCUGAUUAUUGGUGGCCUUAAACACCACAGCGGUAUCUUAACAUAAUAAUACACAUCAUACACGUUUUGACACUCACCUCGCUCCCCUAUGUAGACCCACAGCCGACUCCACCUAUAUCUAUAAACGAUCAAGCAAACGAGUACCUACCAACAAAAAAGCCAUGUCGGUUAGCGCGGAAGAAGAAGCGAGGCUUCGGAGAUUUAAUUUUACAAGAAUCUUAAAUCAAGACACGGGAACCAAAACGGUAAACCUUCUGGGCGAAAUCGAGUCCACUCCUGCAAUCCUGAUUGCUGAGAAAACGGCCUUCAAUGUCACUGGCGCUCACCUUACUAAAUUCUCCCAUGACCUCCAUCUCCCAAAAGUCACCUUAAUAGCACGAAAUGACAUAUACCACUCGUUCAUGGCCUCACAGAAUUCCGAGUAUGGAGAAGUGAAGCUAACCCUUAUAUUUCCCGCCACCGAAACUCAUAUCCAGAAAUAUACGCAUCAGCAGUUGAGGAUGGUCGUCGAGACCCCCGAGAUUUAUAGGGAACUAGUCAAGCCCUAUGUUGAGGAGAAGCGCGGUAGUGGGAGGUUAGAUUGGGUGCAUAACAUCCUCGAGCAUAAAGCUGAGAAAGAGAGCAUUAUUGUUGAGGAUACGGACGAUGUAGAGGGGUUUAUUCUCUUACCGGAUCUGAAGUGGGAUCGGAAGACCAUGGCGAGUAUGUACACUAUGGCGAUAGUGCGUCGUCGUGACAUCACCUCAAUCCGGGACCUGAAGAAGAUGCAUGUUCCGUGGCUGAAGAACCUGAGAAGGAGAAUUCCUGAGGUGAUUUGCGAGAAGUAUAGUGGCAUUGAGCCAGAUCAGAUCAAGCUUUAUGUUCACUACCAACCCUCAUACUAUCACUUCCACCUGCAUGCUAUCUCCAUCUCUCAUGAUAGCGGGAUCGGUCAGGCAACUGGCAAAGCUAUCUUGUUGGGCAACAUAAUCAGCAGGUUGGAGAGCUUGGGCGGUGACGAAGAGGCCGGUAUGGAAAGCGUUGAGUUGACGUAUUUUCUUGGGGAGGAGAGCGAGUUGUGGCAGAGGGUUUUUAAGGGAAUCAAUGGGAAAGGGAAGGCUAAGGAAUAGGGUGGUUGGUUCGUUUUUGCUAGAGUUCGGGAAUUUGACGGUUUGCGUAUCAUUGUUACAAGGAACGCCAUUUCUAGCAUGAUCAGGGCAAGCGAAAUGGAUAUAUCAUAGUACAGUAGAUAAACUAUUGC
Molecule: messenger RNA, 1263 nt
Organism: Tuber melanosporum (Perigord truffle)
Lineage: Eukaryota; Fungi; Ascomycota; Pezizomycetes; Pezizales; Tuberaceae
Exons: 4
Coding region: 185-1132 (315 amino acids)
Biological process (GO): deadenylation-dependent decapping of nuclear-transcribed mRNA
Cellular component (GO): P-body; nucleus
Molecular function (GO): RNA 7-methylguanosine cap binding; hydrolase activity
Source: RefSeq, a predicted model, not a curated record